Carassius gibelio (silver crucian carp) is the source of this 5123-nucleotide messenger RNA. It is a transcript of the gene ubn2a, whose product is annotated as ubinuclein 2a. NCBI's taxonomy places the organism in Eukaryota, Metazoa, Chordata, Actinopteri, Cypriniformes, Cyprinidae. Bases 363 to 3845 code for a protein of 1160 amino acids. Gene Ontology annotation, cellular component: nucleus. The record is from RefSeq and is a predicted model, not a curated record. The transcript has 16 exons.
CUGAUUGGCCAAGGCGCCCACUCCGUCACGCAUGCCGUUUCCGGUGUCCGUGUGUGCGCAGGCUCAGUUCGCUCGUCUGCGCUCUUUUAUUUACUCUCUCUCAUCUAAGAUGGCUGUUCGGAGCUCCUGAGUCCCCCGAGUGAAGCGACCGAGGAUGCUUGCGCCUCCAAAAUCAAUCUUCACCCGGCCAUCCCUUCCCACGCACACCCCGUGAGGCGCGAAGGGGACUGUAGCACCAGAACCGCCUCCGAGCGCCGCUUCCACCCGGCUUGAAGCUCUUUAAAUCAAGUUGUUUGGCGAAGUCGAGCCCUGCCGCUGAGUGCGAGCGAGCGAGUGUGUGUCCAAGAGCACUGAACAUCCAAAUGGCCGAACCGAGAAAAGUGCAGUUUGUCACCCUGUCCGGCGGUCCGGGCGCGGAGGGCAGGAGACGGCGACUGGAGGAGGACGAAGCCGCCGAGAUGAGUUUUGACAGAGACGGCAAAACGAAGAUGAUGGAGACCGGGGUGACGGCAGCGGGUGACCGCGGGGCUUUGAUCGGGAAGAGAGACGGUGAAGAGCCCAAAGGGAAGACCGUGCGCCUCAACCUGUGUCUGUCCGAGCCUAACGAGCAGUGCUCGGCCGAGUUCAACUACAGCGAGCUCAUCCAGUCUCAACAGGCCAAGAAAAAUCCACCAGAUACUAAGUCUUCCCUGGACCCCAACGAUCCCUUUAAUGAUGAUGAGAGAGAACGUCGGGAGGUCGAGGCACUGGCCAAAAAGUUUGAAAGCAAAUACGGUAACGCAGGGAAAAAGAGGCGGAAAGAUCGGAUGCAGGAUUUGAUUGACAUUGGCUUCGGCUACGAUGAGAGUGACCCCUUCAUAGACAACUCGGAAGCUUAUGAUGAGCUUGUUCCAGCCUCUCUGACCACCAAGCUCGGUGGAUUCUACAUUAAUACGGGUACUUUGCAGUUCAGAGCUGCUUCAGAUUCUGAGGGAGAGGAUGGGGGCAAAGAAGAAAAAUCCAGGAUGAGAGAUGGAGAGGAACCACUGAUAAAAAGAAGGAAGAAGAAAGAUGCAACCAGUAUAGAGGAGAAAAAACCCAGGAAGAACAAAGUAGCUAAACAAGGAGUGUCUGGUCUGAGCCUUCAUCGCCCUGAGAAGAAGAAGAGGAAGAAACUGAUGAAGGAUUCGCUCUGUCUGGCUGCAAUGCUCCGCCGUUUCACACGAGAGAAGGAAGAGAUGCGGAAACUGGACGCCAGUGCGUCUCAUCCGGGGCCUGGUCUCACCAACACUCCCAACUCCAACAACUUACUGCACAACUCCCAUCUCCAAAUCAACACCAACAACAAUGACCUUUCACUAGCCGACCUGACGGCUGACCCCGCCAUGAUGUCAUUGUUUAGUUCGGCCAAUGAAAGCGAGCUUCAAGAUCUCAUGUGUGACCUGGAUUUUAGUUUUUUGGACGCAGGGCCCCAGAUGCCCCCAUCAGCCAGAGAGAAUGGACAGGUUGGCUUGGGUACAUCGUUGGGGCACAAGAUUGGAGGAGGGGGACUGAAUCGAGGGCAGGGUGGUCUCCUCUCUUUUCCACCUCUCCCCGAUGGUCUUCCAGCCCCUUUGAUCAAGCGCAUAGAAGACCUCCGAGCUGCAUCGAGGCAAUUUGAUCAAGAAGGCAGAAAGAAAUUCUUCACUCUGGAUAUGAAUAAUAUCUUGCUGGAUAUCGAGCUGCAGGUUCAGGAGCAGCCGGCAAACAUUCGUUCUGAGGUGUACUCUCACCUCGAAGCCUUUGUGCCCUGCAACAAGGAGGCGCUACUAAAACGGCUCAAGAAACUCAGCCUCAACAUCCAGGAUGACCGUCUGCGCACGCCUCUGUUAAAGCUCAAACUCGCCGUGUGUAGCGUGAUGCCAGAGCAGAUCUCCAGAUAUAACAUGGACUGCAUGGCAAAAGCUGCAGCUAAGCAGCAGAUAGAAGAUGGAGAGAAGAACGGAUCGGAGGAUGAUGAUGAAGAGAAGCCAGGAAAGAGGGUGAUGGGACCGAGGAAGAAGUUCAUCUGGGAUGACAAACUCAGGACUCUGUUGUGUAACCUGGUGCGUGUGAAGCUGAGCUGUUAUGAGCUGGAGCAGUGCUCUCUGUCUGUGGAGGACUAUCUCAAAGCCUUCAUGGAGAAUGAAGUCAAGCCACUCUGGCCCAAAGGCUGGAUGCAGACCAGGAUGCUUUUUAAGGAGAGUCGUGCGGUACAUGGUCACCUCACUGGACUGGGCAAGAAAAGGAUCGUUCCAACCCCAAAAGCUGCCAAAAUGAUGGACGUCAGCUGGACACAGAGACCCGCUCCAGGUGUUGGAUCCACCUCGGCCUCGCCUGCCUUACCCGCCCCAGCAUGCAGGCCGCCCUCCUCCCCCUCUGAACUCAUCUGCCUCUCGGAUUCCCUGGAUGAGGAUCUGGCCGCUAACUCUCUAGACUCCAUUUCCCAAGCACUCGCUCUCCUCAGUAACGCUGCCAAGGGACUGACGCCAAACAAUGGCGUUCCCGCCUCCUCCUCUCCCAGUGUCCCCAGAUCCUCCUCUGGAGUCAGCCACUACUCCUCACCUCUGUCACAUUCCACCCUUCCAGCAAAAAUAGAGUCUUCUGGUAUCUCAAAGGCGAAUAUGAGCACUCUAACUACCUCUCCUUCCCUCUCCUCUCCGCUCGCCUCGUCUCCUUCUUCCUCCAUGCGAGGCAAGAACUUCGGGAUGCUAAAGAAUGGCGGGCCUGUGCAGAGACCCUUGGGAACGCCCACUCACAGAGCUGGUAUUUCAGGAAUGAGCACGGCGCAGUCUGCAAAACCCCGUCCGCCCCCUACGGCCUCGCCCCUCUUGCCCCCGCAGCAGAGGUCAUUUGGGGCAAUGGGAGUGAAGUUGGUUCAGACUCCGCCACCUGUUGGACAAACAAAAAACUGUGCUAACAAAUCCACUACUGUUGGUGGCGGUCCCGUGGUUUCCCAGCAGCCUCGUCUGAACACUCAUCCCUCUCAGAUGAAUCCCAAGAGUCCUCAGCAGUCUCUUCCUCCGGCCACUUCCUCUCCUUCCUCUCUACUAUCAAUGCCACACAACCAGUCAAACUUCAUCACGCCCAUGCAGGCCACGCUCACCAAGUCUUCCCACAGUAGCAGCUCUCCUGUUAUCAAACUCACACCACGACCCCCUGCCCCUACUCCUCCUCCUUCAUCCUCACCCUCGUCAUCCUCCUCAUCUCCUUCUCUCACCCAUCCCAGACCUCAAAUGAUCCCGAGCUCGCACCAAUACAACCCCAAGAGUCCAACCUUCAGGCCGCAGUUUACCACACAAGGAACCGCAGUGGUCAGAUCCGGGUCAGGACAGGCCAGUUACAGUUUUGCAGGUGGACACAAAUCCAGUAGUCCAUCCACCGGUGGCGCAAACACCACCAGCACCGCCCCGAUGGCCUCAUCCCUGUCUGUAGGGUGCCAGGACGGUAGCCCCUCCCCUUCAGCAGUCCCUGCCAAUCACAGCCAGCGGCAGAGGCCAGUGGGAGGGACUAGUCAGAGUGCCAAGUCUACAACGAGUCGGGCAUCAGCCAUGAGCCUGCCCUCUCCUCCGGUCUCCUCUCAUCUGUCACAUGUGUCUUCAGCUUCAGGAAGUAACCUCUUGGGCUCAGUGGCCCCCUCCCUCCCCCUGGGUUUCGGGAUGCUCGGGGGUCUAGUGCCUGUUUCUCUACCCUUCCAGUUCCCCUCGCUCCUCAACUUCAACCCUGCAGGUCCUGGGGUUCCUGGCUGCAGCAACAUGGGAGCUUCAGCCGCUACCAACUCAGGAUACACCCUGGCACAGAAUGCAAACCAAAGCCAGGGGGGAGACACGAAGAGGAAGUCCCACUGACCGCCACAGCCAGAAUGUAGAAGUGGACACCGCUGGCGACGGAUGUUUUCAGCUGCUUGGAUGAACACACACUGCGCUUUCGUUCAUCAUUGACCCUUCUUCUUCAGUUAACGUCAUUCUGCUUUUAAUCGAUCAGUGUUCUGGACGAUUGGAGAGAGCGGGGUGCAUUCGAAUUUUUGCUGUUUGUCAACAUGUUUACACAAGACCUUAAUCACUGUGGACAUAGAGCUAGAGGAAGUGAGAGGAGUACGAAACAAAGCAACAUCAUUUCUAUUUAAGUUCACGUCGGCUGGAAACUUGUGCAUUCCUGUGUUUCUUUUCUUUCCUAAAGGGAUGGGAUAGUCCAACCGUUUCCUUCGAAGACUGUUAGAAUAGUAGCUGUUAAUAAUACAAAUGGGUAAAUUAUUUAUAAUUUUUCGACAGGGACAUAUUAUGAUGUUUAAGUGUAUUAAUAGAAUAAAAUGGGUAUGUAUAUAAAAUAUACAUUAAUAUUAUGUGAUCUAUUUUCUUUCGAGGUCAGUAUGUAUGAUGUCUUGCUGUCUUUGGUGCUGCGUAUCUCACUGGACCUUGUGAAAGAAAAAAAAAACAUUCUUUUAUGGAUGAAUGAAUCUUGUGUGAAAGCGUUUCAUAGAGAAAUUAUGAGAUUAUAGCCUACUUGAAUUUUCAGUUUAGUUUUGCUUAAUAGAAGUACAAGAACUCCCAAGACUGUCAAUAAAACGCCUUAGUUUGUAAGUUUGAAUAACUAUGCAGGACUGUAAAUGUUUCAGUGCAAAGUAAGCUAUUGCGUAGAGCUCCACUUUUGACGUUAGUUGUGUUUGUGUGUUUGCCCUGUUACAUCACUGGACCGUUAAUUCUUCCUUCCCACGUCUCUGUUCCAUUUCAUCAUUUUACCUGUUCAUUUCAAAAUGUCUGGCACUGCUCGCCUGCAUCUUAUGACUGUGUUCAAAAGAGAAUUGGCGCCAAAGAUGACAGCGUUCACUCGGAGGUGAGAAGCAGCAGGUCAGGUGUCUGUCUGUGCCCAGUGUAACAAUCUUAAAUGUGUGGUCUCUGGUCGUCUCUGUGGAUAUUGUGAUGAACUGACUUUUAAAAUCCAAAUUUAUAUUGCUUUAUUUUAUUUUCUAAAAAUGUUGAAGUGAGUGGGCGUAAUUUUAACUGGCGCUCACCGUGAAAAUUCUUACUUGGGUAGAUUAUUUUUGUCUUGAUUCGGGAAUUCAAAUGCUGUCAUUUUUGUUUCGAGUACAAGCUCUAAAAAUUAAUUCAAUAAAAAACAUUGGCGGA